This is a messenger RNA of Cannabis sativa, 1821 nucleotides long. RefSeq lists its product as uncharacterized. Gene Ontology annotation, molecular function: protein binding. The transcript is spliced from 4 exons. NCBI's taxonomy places the organism in Eukaryota, Viridiplantae, Streptophyta, Magnoliopsida, Rosales, Cannabaceae. The record is from RefSeq and is a predicted model, not a curated record. The coding region runs from base 121 to 1413 and encodes 430 amino acids.
ACUUGAUGGCUAGUAAAAAUGCUCCAAAAAUAUAUAUAUAUACAUAUAUAUAUAUAUAUAUAUAUUAAGUGUGUUACUAUGUCUAUUUUCUAAACAAUCCUUUCUCGUUAUUGUAAAUUAAUGGAUCUUCUAUGCAACGCGUACUCCAAUGAUUCCGACGAAGACGAUGAUGAUGCCCCUAAACACCAAAUACUCAUCCAACCUUCUUCUAAGCGACCCAAAAUCGAAAUCCCAAUUACCCAGUCCCAACCCCACAAUCCAAUGACCCCAUUACCCUACUCCCCACUGGAUUCUCCGAUUCCCGGUAGAUACAUAUCCAAGCGAGAGCGAGCUAUCUUCGCCUCUCCCCCUGCGGCCCAUCACCCACCACACCCAGUUUCUAAUUCACCUGCUUUUGGGAGUAUUUUGGAUUCAAAUAUUCGUUAUGAUAUAUUGUCAUUGCUGAGGAAUAAGAGGAGUAGUGUACAACAACGAGGCCAAAUGUCUCAAAGGGUGUCUAUUGCUCUAUCUAGCCAUUCAAGAGCUGUUAAUGCUAUUCAUUGGUCACCAAAUCAUGCUCAUCUUCUUGCUUCUGCUGGGAUGGAUCACUCGAUAUGCAUAUGGAACCCAUGGAGCAGUGAUCAGAAGAUAGCGAGGAAGUUAAACGUUCACAGUGCAGCUGUGAAAGAUGUGAAAUGGUCUUUGCAGGGACUCUCUGUUCUUUCUUGUGGAUUCGAUUGCUCGUCAAGGUUGGUUGAUGUAGAGAAGGGAGUGGAGAUUCAGGUUUUUAAGGAAGAUCAAAUGGUUGGUGUUGUUAAGUUCCAUGAGGAAAAUUUUAAUCUCUUUCUCUCUGGAGGGUCACAAGGGCGCAUCAGGUUGUGGGAUAUAAGAAAUGGGAAGGCGGUUCAUGAAUUUGCUCGAGGUCACGAUCCUAUUCUUGAUGUUGAAUUCACCCGAAAUUGCAGACAAAUUAUAUCAUCUAGUGAUAUUUCAAGAAGCAAUGUUAGUGAAAAUUCAAUUGUAGUUUGGGAUGUUUCAAGACAAGUUCCUCUUUCUAAUCAGGUUUAUGUAGAAGCUUAUACCUGUCCCUGUGUGAGGUCUCACCCCUCUGAUUCAGUUUUUGUGGCCCAGUCAAACGGAGAUUACAUUGCACUAUUCUCUUCAAGUCCCCCUUUCAAGCUAAACAAGUACAAGAGAUAUCAAAGCCAUGGGGUAUCAGGAUUUCCCAUCAAGUGCAAUUUCAGCUUGGAUGGAGAGAGACUUAUCUCUGGCUCUUCAGAUGGUUCUAUAUACUUCUACAACUAUAGAUCAUCCGAGCUAGUGAGGAAAAUCAAAGCUUAUGAGCAAGCAUCAGUUGACAUUGCUGUUCACCCCAUCUUGCCUAAUGUUAUUGCUUCUUGUAGUUGGAACGGUGAGGUGUCGGUGUUCGAGUAAGACUCUUUUAGUUCAUACCCUUUUCAUUGCAAAGGCUAGCAGCCAUCUUCUAAGAACUGAUGAAUGGAAUGAACAUUGAAGGAGAUAAAUGUGAUGUGACUCUUUACUAAAAUUGUAGUAUUAGUAUCAGUUUAUACAACAAUUACAUUUAAUAGUUAAUCAUGUUGUGUUUGUAUAGGCCAAUAGGGCCCUAAUUGUUUUGACACUACUAUAGCUUAAUACACAAUUAGAGAACAAAUGCCAACAUACGCUAAAGAAAUCUGAAUCAACAUUACAAAAUUGUACAUUAGCUGAUAUUUGUUCCAAUAAACUGUAAUAUGUUCUCUUACAGGAUACAAUGCAAAUCACUCAAGCCUUUGUACAAUAGUUAAUGCUUGUUUCCAAUAAACUAAUAUUUUGUUUACUAAA